AUGGAACUUGAUGAAAACGCCAGUGAAGGAGAGGUACUGGAGCGCGGUUGGGAAUUGCGCGCUAAUUCCUCAUCCAUUGUACGGAACGCGGAAGUUUGGAAGUUUGCUCUGGCAUCGGUGUUUCGCGUCCUCAAACCCCGCAAAAUGAAAGCAAAAGGUGCUUCGGAAGAGGAAUUGAAGAAGGCUCAGACCGAAGCAGCCGAGUUCAUCCGUGAUGGUUUGCUCAAACUUGGCCCUAGUUUCGUGAAACUGGGACAGGUCAUUUCUACACGUACCGAUGUUUUGCCACCAACCUAUACGGAUGUAUUGAAGACUCUGACCGACGAUGUGCCCGGUUUCAGUGGAGAACGAGCAAAGGAAAUAGUUGAAAAGGAACUAGGCAAACCAGUCGAUCAAGUCUUUACUGAUUUUUCUGCGAAACCUUUAAAGGCUGCGUCGUUGGGUCAAGUGCACACUGCAACAUAUAAAGGUCAAAAAGUGGCCAUUAAAGUGCAGCGAUCUGGCUUGAAAGAAUUGUUCGACAUUGAUCUUAAAAAUUUGAAGAAACUUGCUGUUUUACUUGACAAGUUUGAUCCCAAAACGGAUGGUGCGGAUCGUAAUUGGGUUAGCAUAUAUGAGGAAUCGGAGCGUUUGCUCUACCUUGAAAUCGACUAUUUGAACGAAGCGGAUAACACCGACCGGUUCGCCAAAGAUUUUCAGGGAUACGAUUGGGUCCGAAUCCCUAAAGUAAUCCGAGAAGUGACAACACCUAGGCUGCUUGUCAUGGAGUUCGUUGAGUCUUUCAAAUUGACAGAUAUUGAAGAAAUUAACCGUAAUGGCUUGGAUCGUAAAGUCAUUUCGAAACGAGUUGCUGAUGCGUUUUUGCGCCAGAUAGUCGAGACCGGAUAUUUUCAUGCCGAUCCACACUCGGGAAAUCUUUGCGUUGACAAGAAAGGAAACCUUGUUUAUUAUGACUAUGGUAUGAUGGAUGAGCUUAGCCCCAAUGUAAAGGCUGGUUUUCGUAAAUUUUGCACGGCCUUGUUUGCCGGAGGUCCCAAGAUCUCUGAUAUUCAAUUAGCUCAAAAUGCGAAAGAACUUGUUGCUGGCGUGGAACAGGCCGGAGUAUUGGCCAAAGGUGCGGAUCGACUGGCGGUAGAAAAGUUGGCCCGUUACUUUAUGCGAGCUUUUAAAGACAAGCAGCUCGGAAAAUCAUCCGGCAAUAUCAAACAGACCAUCGGUACUGAUCUUCAGACUUUGACUGAGAACAACGUUUUUAGAUUUCCAAGCACGUUCACCUUUAUAUUCCGUGCUUUUGCUAGUGUUGAUGGUAUUGGGAAAGAGCUAGAUAAAGACUUCGAUAUUGGGAAAUUGGCGCAACCUUUUAUCGAAGAUUUUACGGAAAGUUCAAAAAAGUACAAGUCCGAAGCUGACAAAAAUUUCCAGAUUUUCGGAAAGGCGACAGGCCUGAAUGUAGAUGAUAUCGAAACAGCCAUAAUGCAACCAAAGAAGGUUGCUUAUAUUGAGGAGACGAUGCGUUCCAUGGAAGAUGGAACCCUGAAAAUUAGAACACGGUCACUGGAGAAUGAGAAGGCUUUGGAGCGUGUCGGACUAAGGCAGGGUAUAAUGGAAAAUGUGCUUCUUGGAUCGCUCUUUUUCAACAUGGCUGGGUUGGCUUCAAGGACUGUUUUUCGGACAGCGGGAAUCGUUGGCGCUUCGUUCUUCUUGUUUCAGGCCCUCAUGGCAAAUGCGAAGGUAAAGAAGUUCGAUAAGACGCAGGCGAAAUUCAGCUCUUCCGGAUCUUUUGUUGAAGACAACAAGAAUACCAAGAAUAGUAAUUGA
Phaeodactylum tricornutum CCAP 1055/1 is the source of this 1818-nucleotide messenger RNA. RefSeq lists its product with no specific name. NCBI's taxonomy places the organism in Eukaryota, Bacillariophyta, Bacillariophyceae, Surirellales, Neidiaceae. The transcript has a single exon. The record is from RefSeq and is a predicted model, not a curated record. The coding region runs from base 1 to 1818 and encodes 605 amino acids.